GCCUUACCUUUAAGAAUUUGGAGUUCAUGCUUAACCUUAAACACUUUGAAAUUUGAGGUUUGGAACAACUUAGAAAUUAGACAUUUGAGAAGAUGGAUGAAUGUCUAACUGUGAUGUGAGACCGUGAGUGCUGGUGGGUUACAUAUUAAUUGUCACUGUAACUAGUGUUGAUAUGAAGCAUUUCAUCCAAACAUCAUUCUUUUCCCCUCUAUUUUUUCCCUUCAUUUUUCUAUGAGCUUUUCCAGAGGGCCAUGCAGUUUGAUUGUACAGUAAUACAGUCUGUCUGUGUGCAUGCCUGCGUCUGUACAUGCUUUUGUGUUUGCAGAGCGCCGACAAGGGCGUCUGAAGACUGGCUCUUCGUUCAGUUCGACUCGUCUGCGGAGCAGUACUGUACUCUACCACAUCUCUGGUCACCUCCACAGCAAAGGCAACAAGAAGAGGAAGAAGAGCAAGAUCAAACUCAAUAAGAAUGUGUUUGGGGACCCCCCUGCUCUGCCGGAGUACAAGGUGGCGGAUGCCAAGAAGUCCAAGUUCAUCUUGCUUCACUUCAGCACCUUCAAGGCGGGUUGGGAUUGGCUGAUCCUGCUGGCCACCUUCUACGUUGCCGUGACAGUGCCCUACAACGUCUGCUUCAUCGGAGACGAUGACCUCACCAGGAGCACUACAGUCAGCGACAUCGCUGUGGAGAUACUCUUUAUUAUAGACAUUGUGUUCAGUUUCCGUACCACGUACGUGAGUAAGUCUGGUCAGGUGAUUUUCAGUGCACGGUUGAUCUGCAUCCACUACAUGACCACGUGGUUCAUCAUUGACCUGGUCGCCGCGCUGCCCUUUGACCUCCUCUAUGCCUUCAAAGUCAGCGUGGUAUCAGUAGUCCACCUGUUGAAGACAGUGCGUCUGCUCCGGCUGCUGCGUCUGCUCCAGAAGAUGGACCGGUACUCCCAGCACAGCACUGUGGUUCUCACCCUGCUCAUGUCCAUGUUCGCCCUGCUGGCCCACUGGAUGGCCUGCAUCUGGUACGUCAUCGGCAAGAAGGAGAUGGAGGCCAACGCCUACUCCUGGGACAUCGGCUGGCUCCAUGAGUUGGGGAAGCGUCUAGAGUCUCCCUACGACCCCCAGGGGGAAGUGAACGGGACGGGGCUGAGCGGACCUUCUCUGAGAAGUGUCUACAUCGCUUCUCUCUACUUCACCCUGUCCAGUCUGACCAGCGUGGGCUUUGGCAACGUGUCGGCCAACACCGACGCUGAGAAGAUCUUCUCCAUCUGCACCAUGCUCAUCGGAGCGUUGAUGCACGCCCUGGUGUUUGGUAACGUGACGGCCAUUAUCCAGCGGAUGUACUCUCGCUGGUCCCAGUACCACACCCGUACCAAGGACCUGAAGGACUUCAUCCGAGUCCACCACCUGCCCCAGGGACUCAAACAACGCAUGCUUGAGUACUUCCAGACCACAUGGUCCGUCAACAACGGCAUUGACUCCAACGAGUUGCUGAAGGACUUCCCAGAUGAGCUGCGCUCUGACAUCACCAUGCACCUGAACAAGGAGAUAUUGGAGCUGUCUCUGUUUGCCUCGGCCAGCAGGGGGUGCCUGCGCUCCCUGUCCCUGCACAUCAAGACAACGUUCUGUGCCCCUGGGGAGUACCUGCUGCGCCAGGGGGACGCCCUGCAGGCCAUCUUCUUCGUCUGCUCUGGGUCCAUGGAGGUGCUGAAGGACGGCAUGGUGCUGGCUAUACUGGGUGAGACAUGGAGGGAGGGAGGGACGGACAGGUGGGCGGGCCGAACGGUAGGCUGA
Messenger RNA from Salmo salar (Atlantic salmon), 1785 nucleotides. Its product is annotated as voltage-gated delayed rectifier potassium channel KCNH8. The record is from RefSeq and is a predicted model, not a curated record. Lineage: Eukaryota; Metazoa; Chordata; Actinopteri; Salmoniformes; Salmonidae. Gene Ontology annotation, cellular component: plasma membrane. Gene Ontology annotation, biological process: regulation of membrane potential; potassium ion transmembrane transport. Gene Ontology annotation, molecular function: voltage-gated potassium channel activity.